Messenger RNA from Phytophthora nicotianae INRA-310, 768 nucleotides. RefSeq lists its product as hypothetical. Gene Ontology annotation, cellular component: nuclear telomere cap complex. The transcript is spliced from 2 exons. Lineage: Eukaryota; Oomycota; Peronosporomycetes; Peronosporales; Peronosporaceae. The record is from RefSeq and is a predicted model, not a curated record. Gene Ontology annotation, biological process: telomere capping; regulation of telomere maintenance via telomerase. The coding region runs from base 1 to 768 and encodes 255 amino acids. Gene Ontology annotation, molecular function: telomerase inhibitor activity; G-rich strand telomeric DNA binding.
AUGUCAUCCUGCUGGCUUGUCGUGCGUGAAAUGUGCUUCGUCGAUGGAAUGCUCAAGAACUGGUGUCGUUUUCGCAAUUUGGCAGUCGGAGUAGACGAGCCUAUACCCGGAGCUGUAAUUGCUCCUGGAGGAAGAGAAAUCCUGCGGUUCCGGGAGGUAUCGUCUUUCGUGUUGAUGCCGGACUUCGCGUUGGACGUACGGCGACGUUGUUCAUUGAUGGGCACGCCGAACUCAAGCAUAACAGCCAACAAUGACCAGCUCCGUACUUGUUCUCCAACGGAGAACCGUGUCAGUCCAGAGCAAGUUGUCACGGUGAUUCCCGAUCGUAUCCGGAAAAAUAUCCCUGUGACUCCUUUGCGUGAGAUCCUCAGUUCUCCUCAAACCCCUCGGAAGUUCCACUGCUGGGCUCGUGUCCGCAGCAUUUGGCCUAACGACAUCGAAAAGAUCUGCAAACCCAAGUCUGGCAAUAGUGACGAAUUCAUUUAUUCGUUCGCGUUGACUGUCGAAGAAGGAAGCGAGUCCUUGAGCAUAAUUGUGUACGGCAAAGACGCGGAACAUUUUCUUCACGGCAUCCCUCCAUGUGAUCUCAGCAGUAGUACAAGCUCCAAAACGUUGCUGGAAAAGCGCUUCGCUGCUCUGUUGAAAGCAUCCAACGCCUUCCAUUGGUGUAUCAAGUCAUACUCCGUGUCGUUGCCAUCUGGGCGGUCUGUCUGCCCAGGAACUGCUGUUCGAUACCGUUUGUUCGACACCCUGCUUCAAUGCUCGUAA